Trypanosoma theileri is the source of this 1116-nucleotide messenger RNA. RefSeq lists its product as uncharacterized. The coding region runs from base 1 to 1116 and encodes 371 amino acids. The transcript has a single exon. The record is from RefSeq and is a predicted model, not a curated record. NCBI's taxonomy places the organism in Eukaryota, Euglenozoa, Kinetoplastea, Trypanosomatida, Trypanosomatidae.
AUGGUAAUGAUGAUGCGCCACGUGCUGUGUAUCCUCGCUCUCCUGCUCUCAUGUGCGUGUGUGCACGUCCUCGCUGAAGAAGUGCCUACCGCCGAUCUUUCCGACCAAGUCCCUGAUACGGAGAGUGAGACAAAGAUUCUUCUCCAAGGUACUCCUGUCGCCCAGUGCACUGCUGAUGGUGUUACUACUGGGUGCCCUCCUGGUGGUCCUGUUGCUGCUGCUGGUGAAGCUCCUGGUUCUCCGUGCCCCAAUGGUGGUGUUCCUGAAACUGGUUCCACGGGUAGUACUGGUGCUUGUACUUCCGUCUCACAACCAGCAACACUACAACCAGAUCGUAGUCGUGUCUCGCCGGCAAGAGAGGGAUCGGAACACACAGACGAUAGUGAUCCUGCACAUGAUAGCAGGGACCCUGUGGGAGGUCAUCCUGGUAAAAGAGGUAAGCCGGAUCCGAAGGGCCCAGAUGUAGAUGUGAAAGGGCCUAGGGUGGAUCCACAGGAGCAAAGGGUCGAAAAAGGACCUGUUGAAAGCCAUCAAGAAGAGAGAGUGUUGACUGAGAGGGAUAAUCACGCUGGACGAAGUCAGAGCCAUCAGCCACCAACUACUGAUCCUGAUCCAACUUCACGUUCUCAUGAUUCUCCUUCUUCAGCAGUUCUUCCUACUUCAUCACGUCCUGAAGGAACCACCAAAGGUGAUGAAUCAGUGUCUCAGCAGAUAACAAGUGGUGAUCGCUCACAGGGUAGCAGUGAUCAGGGAGACACAGAACAAGGUGACAACACACAGAACACGCACACAACAGGCCCAGAAAGUAAUGAUGGACAAGACUCUUCUGCUUCCAUAAAUCAACGUACAGGUGAUACUUCUUCCAGCAAUACAUCCACAGAUGAAGCGCAUAAUAAUCAGGCUGAAAGUGACCCUAAUGUUGCAACUCCUUCUGAGGGUGAAUCAACCAGUGAGGAAUCAACCACCACCACCACUACUACCACAACCACAACACUUCCUCCUGAGCUUUCAAACAGCAAAAAGGGUGAUGCAGACAGCAGCAGUAUCUGCAGUUCUGUGUGGGUGCGUGUGCCCCUAUUGAUUGUGGUUACACUGGCCUGUAUUCUUGUUUGCUGA